This is a messenger RNA of Lycium ferocissimum, 1498 nucleotides long. RefSeq names its product probable mannitol dehydrogenase. The transcript has 6 exons. Bases 155 to 1237 code for a protein of 360 amino acids. Gene Ontology annotation, biological process: lignin biosynthetic process. Gene Ontology annotation, molecular function: cinnamyl-alcohol dehydrogenase activity; zinc ion binding. NCBI's taxonomy places the organism in Eukaryota, Viridiplantae, Streptophyta, Magnoliopsida, Solanales, Solanaceae. The record is from RefSeq and is a predicted model, not a curated record.
GGUUUAGUUUUCUACAAUUGACCAAAUGGCAUCAGCCUGUCAAAUACUUAUACACCAUAAUAAUAUAAAGCCCACCACUUACUUUUUUCUUCCCCAUUCAGAAUAUUGCAGUGAAAUCGUUCUUUGAGCUAGUGAAAAUUUCAAGAAUUGGGUUAUGGAGAAAUCACCAGAAGAAUUGCACCCUGUUAAGGCUUUUGGCUGGGCAGCUAGAAACACUUCUGGGACACUCUCCCCCUUCAAAUUCUCCAGAAGGGCAACUAGUGAUAAGGAUAUCAAAUUGAAGAUUCUUUAUUGUGGUAUCUGUCACUCUGAUAUUCAUCAAUUGAAGAAUGAAUGGGGAUCUUCUCUAUACCCUCUGGUCCCCGGACAUGAGAUCGUGGGCGAAGUAACUGAGGUUGGUAGCAAGGUAGAGAAGUUCGCCAUCGGGGAGAAAGUUGCUGUGGGGGGAUAUUGUGGAUCAUGUCGGUCUUGUGAAGACUGCACCAACGACCUCGAGAAUUAUUGUUCUAAAGGAAUAGCCACUUAUAAUGCAAUCUACAAUGACGGAACACCAACGUAUGGAGGCUACUCGGACAUUAUUGUUGUUGAUGAACAUUUCAUUUUUCAUGUCCCGGAAAACUUGCCCCUAGCUGCUUUAGCCCCUCUCCUUUGUGCUGGAAUUACAAUGUAUAGCCCGUUGAGAUACUUCGGGCUAGAUAAACUGGGCCUUCAUAUUGGUAUAGUAGGUCUCGGCGGACUUGGUCAUGUUGGUGUCAAGUUUGCCAAGGCCAUGGGGCUAAAGGUGACGGUAAUUAGUACAUCUCGGAAAAAGCAGAAGGAGGCUCUUGAACGUCUGGCUGCUGAUUCGUUUUUAGUUAGCACUGAUCAGGAUCAGAUGAAGGCUGCUAUGGGCACAAUGGAUGGCAUUCUUGAUACAGUCUCUGCUGAUCACCCCAUCGAUCCAUUGAUUGGGCUAUUGAAGUCUCAUGGGAAGCUUAUCUUUCUUGGUGCACCGGAAAAGCCGGUCGAGCUACCCGUCUUUCCACUACUUAUGGGUAGGAAGCUUGUAGCUGGAAGUGGGAUAGGAGGGAUGAAAGAGACACAAGAAAUGCUAGAUUUUGCUGCAAAACACAAUAUAACAGCAGAUGUUGAAGUCAUUCCAAUGGAUUAUGUAAAUACUGCAUUAGAGCGUCUUGCAAAAGGUGAUGUUAAAUACCGGUUUGUCAUUGAUGUUGGUAAUACCCUCAAAACUGAAUAAUUAAGAGCUUUGGUUCAUGUAAUUCUAGUAUUUUACGAUGUUUUGGGCAUAAAACUGUUAGUUUGAUUUCUUGUUGUGAUACAUUAGUUUAGAGACGGACCCUCUCCCACACCCUUGGAGUGCAGUCCUUCCCCCGACCUGUGUGAACAAGGGAUGCUUCGUGAGUAGCUUCUUUCAUACAUUAGUUGUGAAAAUAUAUAUUGAAUUAUGAGUAGCUUCUCAACUACUGGAAAUUGUUCAAAGUCUUUCAUCUUCAAUGCA